AUGAAGGAUAAAGUCGUCAUAGUAACUGGAGCAAACUCUGGCAUCGGUCUUGAGUUAACUAAACUUUUGUGUUUGGCAGGAGCGAAAGUUAUCAUGGGUUGUAGGACGUUGAAAAAAUUUGAAGAUGCCAAAACUGAAAUUUUGCUCGAAGUUGCGACAGCUGACGUCAAAUUUUUGCAAUUAAAUUUAUCAUCAUUCAAAUCCAUCAGAAACUUCGCUAGCGAAUUUUUAAAAAGUGAAAGCAAAUUGGACAUGCUUAUAAAUAACGCUGGAGUGUUGAACUCAGAAGCGGAUGAACAAACAGAAGAUGGAUUCAACUGGGAAAUACAAGUCAACUACCUCGGUCACUUCUUAUUGACCCAAUUAUUGCUGGACAUUCUCAAAAAGACACCGAACAUACUCGAGCACGUGUUUCGGAAUUUCAACCAACUGAAUAAUAAAGACUUAGUGAGAGGCUCUGCUUAUUCAGUCAGUAAAUUGGCCAUGCUACUUUUUACGAAAGAGCUUGCUUCAAUCAUUGGCCAAAAUGACCCGUCAGUAAAUGCGGUCAACCCCGGAGUCGUGAACUCUAACCUCUACAAUAACCUGACCUUCAAGAAGAACCCAAUUAUGAACAUCAUGAUUGGUCCGAUUUUCUGGUUCUUCGUUAAACCUCCGAGAUGUGGGGCGCAAACUGCUCUCCACUGCGCUUCGAAUUAUGAUUGGCUGGGUGGAAACAGAAGUGGUGGUAAUGAUACUGAUGUUGAUGGUGGCAAUGGCGCCAAAAGACCGACUGGCAAAUUAUUUCAGUUACUAUUAUUUAUUGUUCUUAUUUUUCUAUAUUUAUUCUUUUUUAUAUUCUUCUUAUUAUUGUUGUUAUUCUCGUAG
This is a messenger RNA of Helobdella robusta, 867 nucleotides long. RefSeq lists its product as hypothetical. The transcript has 6 exons. The coding region runs from base 1 to 867 and encodes 288 amino acids. Gene Ontology annotation, molecular function: oxidoreductase activity. Lineage: Eukaryota; Metazoa; Annelida; Clitellata; Rhynchobdellida; Glossiphoniidae. The record is from RefSeq and is a predicted model, not a curated record.